AGCGUUUUAGAGAGAGAGAGAGAGAGAGAGAGGGAGACGUCUUGGAGGGAGGAAAGCUUGCGGUUGGCGUCGCCAGCUUCGUCGUCGCUUCGAAUCGGACGAAUUUCUACGAAAUGAAUCUGUCCUGAUCAGUUGAUCGCCACCGGAUAAAAGAGAGGCGCGGCGGGGAUUCGAGUUGAAUUGAUCGUUGCUGCUUCUUCUGCUGCUGCUGCUUCUCUUGCGUGAUCUGAUUUGGAGACGGACAAAAGGUUUAAAAAACAAGGGGGUGCGCACCUCGAGUUUUUCGUCCUCUGAUUCGAAGCGGAGAAGAUGGAGCGAGCGUUUGCCAACGGCGGCGAAGCUUUUGGCUCGCCGGCUAGUCCCGAGAAGCUCAUUAUCGACACUGAUCCCGGGAUCGAUGAUAGCAUGGCAAUCUUCAUGGCAUUUCAAGCUCCUGAGGUGGAUAUCUUGGGAUUCACGACUAUAUUUGGUAAUGUUACAACAGAAGCUGCCACUCGCAAUGCCUUGCUUUUGUGUGAGAUAGCUGGACGUCCAGGUGUUCCUGUAGCUGAAGGCAGCCAUGAGCCUCUAAAGGGGGGAAAGCCACUUGGUGCUGACUUUGUCCACGGUUCUGAUGGUAUCGGCAACAUAUGUUUGCCUCCUCCCAAUGCAAAGAAAGUUGAGAAGAGUGCCUCAGAGUUUUUAGUUGAUAAGGUCUCUGAGUUUCCGGGUGAAGUAUCUGUACUGGCACUUGGGCCUUUGACAAACUUAGCCUUGGCAGUCAAAAGAGAUGCUUCCUUUGCAAGCAAGGUGAAGAAAAUCGUUGUGCUUGGUGGUGCUUUCUUUGCGUUGGGAAAUGUAAAUCCUGCUGCAGAAGCAAACAUUUUUGGGGAUCCAGAAGCAGCUGAUGUUGUGUUUACUUCGGGGGCUGAAAUUAUUGUUGUGGGGAUAAACAUCACAACCCAAGUGAAACUUACAGAUGCCGACCUGCUUGAUUUGAGGCUAUCAAAGGGGAAGCAUGCUCAAAUUCUUAGUGAUAUGUGCAAGUUUUACAGAGAUUGGCAUGUUAAGUCUGAUGGGGUCUAUGGAAUUUUCCCUCAUGACCCCGUCAGUUUCAUGGCGCUAGUUCGUCCUGAUCUUUUCACUUAUAAACGCGGAGUUGUGAGGGUGGAGACACAAGGAAUCUGCACAGGCCACACUAUGAUGGAUCAAGGUCUAAAGAAAUGGAACUCGAGCAACCCCUGGUCGGACCAUUCUCCUGUUUCGGUCGCUUGGACGGUCAAUGUGGAUGAGGUUGUCAGUUGCAUCAAGAAGUAUCUGAUGAAACAGUGAAAGCCGUUGUGAAUCCCUCUCCAAAACGAUGUAAAACUACGGGGAUGCUCUCUUUCCUUAUUUAUAAUCGCAAAUCCUUGCCUUCAAUUUUAGUUGCAAGCGGUUCAGUUCGUCUAAA
This is a messenger RNA of Rhodamnia argentea, 1429 nucleotides long. RefSeq names its product uridine nucleosidase 1. The record is from RefSeq and is a predicted model, not a curated record. Gene Ontology annotation, molecular function: purine nucleosidase activity. Gene Ontology annotation, cellular component: cytosol. NCBI's taxonomy places the organism in Eukaryota, Viridiplantae, Streptophyta, Magnoliopsida, Myrtales, Myrtaceae. The transcript has 9 exons. Gene Ontology annotation, biological process: purine nucleoside catabolic process. The coding region runs from base 310 to 1311 and encodes 333 amino acids.